Cannabis sativa is the source of this 2109-nucleotide messenger RNA. RefSeq lists its product as uncharacterized. The transcript has a single exon. NCBI's taxonomy places the organism in Eukaryota, Viridiplantae, Streptophyta, Magnoliopsida, Rosales, Cannabaceae. The record is from RefSeq and is a predicted model, not a curated record. The coding region runs from base 1 to 2109 and encodes 702 amino acids.
AUGACUGACCCUCCGCCACCUUCAUCCCGCUUUCGAGUUCCAAUCAGUCUGAUGCAGUCCUUGGGGAGCCUCACUCCCAACUCCUCUAUUGGCGGAUCGAGUCAGAUGGAUCCGUCAGCCUUGGUAAGGAACCAACAAACUCCAACCAUUGUCACUAAUACACCAAACUCUUCUAUUAAUGCAGGUGGACAGGUAACCUUAACGACACCAAAAGCCCAGACAAUUUCAGACAAUGGGCAGACAGCUCAAGGGGUUAACCUCCCCUCCUCCGGUGAUGGUAGACAGCCCACCACCUUGGAGCAACGAGUUACGACAGGCGAGGCAGCCCGCCAGACGGUUAGCGCAUCCCCAAUUGCAGAUCCGGGUUUGGCCCGCAAGCUAGCCGAGAUGGAAGCCCUCAUUCAGCGUAUCCCUGGAAUGCCUGCUCCUAUCAAGAAGAGUGCCGCAAGCUGCUACGCCGACUCACCAUUUGUCGAUGAGAUAGCUUUAGUGGAGAUGCCUAAGAAAUUUAGCUUCCCCAACAUGAAGAUGUUCGACGGGACAUCUGACCCAGACGACCACAUCGCCCAAUAUCGACAAAGGAUGUUCACCGUGGCCAUUCCACGUGACAUGAGGGAAGCAUGCAUGUGUAAGGGGUUUGGUUCGAGUCUAAUCGGACCAGCCCUCCAGUGGUAUACUAAUUUGCCUAAUAAUUCUAUUAAAACUUUUGCACAACUCACUGAUACUUUUGUUGAGCAGUUUGCCAGUAGCAGGAAAUUAGAGAAGCAAUCAGAAGACCUUUACGUCAUCGUCCAACGACGUGGGGAGGCACUGAGAGAUUACGUGGGGCGCUUCAAUAAAGAAAAAGUGUCUAUCACCAAUUGUAACCAACACACAGCCAUCUCAGCUUUCCGCAAAGGACUUCGCUACGACUCAGAUUUAUACAAAGAACUCACCAAGUACCCCUGUAAGACUAUGGAAGACGUCCUCGCCAAGGCAUGGGCCCAAAUCAAGUGGGAAGAAGAUGAAGUCAACUACUACAGAUCCUCUCCAAGAAAAGAGACUCGCAGAGAUUCUAGAGUAGACAGACGGCACAACGACAAACGGUCUGAGCCAUACCCGACUUCUAACAAGUCAGAGAACCGAAGAAGGGAUUACAACCGGCCCACUGACACAUAUCCUCGAAGUGGACCGAAGAUGCCCGAGUACAACUUGUCCAUCUCACCUGCUGAGGCUGUUCAAGUACUUAAGGGGCUUGGAAGCAAAGUAAAGUGGCCUGAGAAGAUGAGGACUCCAGCUGAGCAGAGGGACAGAAGCAAGUGGUGUGACUUCCACAACGACCAUGGCCACCGGACUGAAGAGUGCAUUGCCUUAAGAUUAGAAGUAAUCAACUUGCUAAAACGGGGCCACUUAGUCGACCACCUCACCGACAAAGGAAAGAAGACUUACCAGGGUCAGAGGGACACGAUAGACAACCAGAGGGACAUAACACCGCCCAGGCCACCUGUUCAUGAGAGAACGGUCAACGUAAUAACAGGUGGCUCAGAAGUAAGUGGAGUCACCCAGUCAGCUGCAAAGAAACAUGCACGUCAGGCUAACUGGACCAAAGGGGAGACCAGCAGAACAUCUUCCUUACCGGAGCAAACCAUCAGCUUCACGACAUCAGAAUCAACUAGGCUUCUUAACCCUCAUCAUGAUGCUCUUGUUAUUUCACUUUAUAUAGCUAACUGUUUGACUAAACGUAUACUUGUCGAUAAUGGCAGUUCAGCUAACAUCCUUUUUUUGAGUGCUCUCAGGGAAAUGGGAAUUGACGAAUCCAAAAUUGUGAGGAAGACAACUGUCCUAAUUGGAUUUAGUGGUGAACAGAAAAAUACCUCGGGAGAGAUCGAGCUGCCUGUGUAUGCUGAAGGAGUCAACUUGUGCACCAGGUUCCUGGUGAUUGACUCCCCUUCUGCCUACAACGUCAUCCUCGGCAGGCCAUGGAUCCAUGAGAUGGAAGUUGUACCUUCAACUUACCACCAAGCUUUAAGGUUUCCAACCAAAUGGGGGCCGAAAGAAAUUAGAGGGGAGCAGAAAGAUUCAAGAGAAUGCUACCGAACCACCAUGAAGGCAAAACCAGCACAGUCAUAG